Messenger RNA from Scaptodrosophila lebanonensis, 5448 nucleotides. RefSeq lists its product as uncharacterized. The transcript is spliced from 9 exons. The coding region runs from base 266 to 4633 and encodes 1455 amino acids. Lineage: Eukaryota; Metazoa; Arthropoda; Insecta; Diptera; Drosophilidae. The record is from RefSeq and is a predicted model, not a curated record.
CUAUCCAGCACUGUUUGUGAGCCACGCCAUCCUGCAGUAAUUGCAGUCGACCUAUGACCGAAUAUUCAAAACUUCGGGUAACUGAAAACUAUCGCUUUAUUGCCAUAUUGCCGAAGGCUUGUGUUCAGACACCGAGAGUUUUAAACCAGACAUUUCGACCGAUUCUCGUGCGUCUUAGAGACUUCACAUACAACUGCGCCUUGAAGCUAGGUGCGUGUUAUCUUAUUACAGGAUAUUUUAGUUCUUCGCCAGCGUGCUUCGAGUCAUGCACGCUGGACGAAGCAUAGACCGGAGGGCGGGGGGCCCACGUCGUCGAAGAGCUGUCGUGCAUCUAAAUGAUUUUUUGCGUGAUGAUGCACCUCCCAACUUGAAUGAUGCUGCCGCUAAUCAAGGAUCUCAAACCGCACCACCCAUGUCUCCAGCCAAAUCACAAGCUUCGGGAGCUGCUAUGCAAGGAGUUCCUCCCUUAUUGAAUGCAUCACCUCGUUCAGUCGGACGAGUACUCACUCCGGUCCCUCCAUCGUCGCCACCUAACGUUUGGCGCACCGAAGACGAGCCGGCAGCCGAAGCCUAUUUGCCUGAUGAAACCGAAUUCCCAGUAAUGGGCGGAGUACGCUUUAAAAAGGCCAAGCAAUCGCAUUCAAUGAAGGAGCAGCCAGAACAAACAUCUCCUGCGGGAUCUGGUGAACAGUCAAAGAAACGUAAUCGCCGCAUUACAACACCCGUUCUGGGAAACUUUCUUAAAUUGCCAUCGCCAACACCAGCACCUUCACAGAAGGGACAGCAGGCUGUGCAAAAAAUACAACAGAUUUUACAACCAAAAGAAAUUACUCCAAAACCGGAACCGCCGAUUCCAGUUCCGGAGAAGCCGGUGGUAUUGGAUAAGCAACAGAUUGUCGAGAAAUGGGAAAAGUGGGUGCGUGAGAGCUCGCAUGCCAUGUCGGUCGAAAUUGGCAAAUCGGACGCAGAUGAGCCGGCUCCGCAGAAACCUAAGCCAACGGAUAGCAAAGCUGCACGUAUCCCAGCGAAAACUGACAUUUUGACAGUUCCGGAUAACGCAUCCACUAUGUCUCAGAAGGUGGUAAACAAAAAUCAGGCCAAUAAGUCAACCUCAACCGCAACAAAGUCACCUGAUAAGCAUUCCGAAGAGCUGUCGGCAAGCAUAACAGUUCCGCAGCAAAAAUACAGUUCCCCAUCCCCAGGGCAUAGGGUUGAACCAAUUGAGCAAUCAAAGCCUCAGUUAAAAGAGGGUAUUUGUGAUCGCGAACCAUUAAAAUGCAAUCAGUUCCAAGGCACUUCUGGCACAAAUGACAGAAUGCCAAAAUCCGGAACAUUCGUACAAGAUAUGGCAAAUGAGGCGAAGUCGUCGACUCCAGCUCCACAGUCCUCCCCUCAGAGAGACGCUGAUAACCAACCGUCGACUUCAGCAGCGGCUCGCGAAAAGUUAAGAGUUUCCCAGCAACAGUUGAGCUGGACUUCCCGUCGCAACCAGCGAAAAUCUCUUAGCCCCCGACCUCCUGUACAGCACGCAUACAACAAAGAUCAGCCACACGUCAAGAAAGAUCGCCCAUUCAAUGUGUAUUCUCAGGGAGUGCCUACGAAUGUGGGUGCGGUGCCUCGUCAAGUGUCGGCUAGUGUGCCAGAGCCAAUAACUGGUGGACGCACCUAUGCUGAACUGAUGCGCGAACGACAAAAGAGAUCUCCGAAGAACUUUCCGUCACACACAAGUGGACGGAUGAGAGAGAGCGGUGGGAUGUCAACUAUCCGGCCGACUGCCAUAAUGUACCAAAUGCCGUCGAAUCCGCGUUUAACGAUUAAUCCGAUGAUGCGACAGCAAGUAACAAUGCCGCCCAUUAUGUUGCAACCAAGGGAGCAGAAUCGGCGUCAGCCCCUGAAUCAGGGCUCUGGAGACAGACCUCAGAGUGCGCAAUCCAUUCAUUAUCGCGAAACCUUACCGUACGAACAACAGCUGCAAGGUGAAGGGGAUGUGGUUGAUGUGAACUCACAACUGUAUCAAACCCGGCGUAAGAAGAAAUGGCGACGCCACAGUUAUGAAGGCAAUGAUUUGAUGUGGCAGCGGAGUCCACCACAAUAUUGCCAGGGACGACCGCAAGCCAGACUCCGCCUCAAUUCGACCAGUGGUGACCCAGAAAAUCGAACAGACGCAUCGUUUGUUCAUGAAGUGUACGCGCCUCUGCAGACUGCUAAUACGGGCAGCAUGAUGAUGUCCUUUGACAAUCACACAAUGGCUGAAACAGCACAAGAGCAACACAAUACAACGCAGUGGGACGGGUUGGAUCAAUCGCAAGAACAAGCUGAUGCAGAUGAAGGGCCGGUAUCGUCCAUCGAAGCGUUGGCUAUGAACAGCACCCUUAAUCAGAAUGCUACCCCAUUCCGUCCAAUGUUUCGCCGAGCUAUCGACUUUCGUUUGGCGCGUACCAAUAUUGGUCAAGGAACUGUGCCAGCAACUGCGCCAGGCUUGGGACGUAUCAGUCUGAUUAGUGCACGCCGACGAAGGCAACGCAUACGAAGAAAGCUGCGACCUGAUGAUUUGAAUGAGAUGCCUUCAAUGUUUGGAGAGCAACUGGAUUUCCAAGCACCGUCGCAACAGCAACAGUUCCAAUAUCAGCCGCCAGUUCAGGCUCAACAGCAGAUUUCGAAGCGGAAGGCAAAAAUGCUACGUCGGCAACAGAAUUUGGCACUGCAGCAGCAUCAGGGCCUGCUUCCGACACCGGACAUGCCACCUUCCUAUGGAUACGAAGCAGCACUACAAGCAGCUCCGGUUGUGCAUUGUACGGACGCAGUUGCUCCGACCUAUUAUCAGGCAUAUGAUCCCAACAGCUAUCAAUGGGCGGCGGCCACUGCACCGCCAAUAAUCGCAACACCCAUUUAUAUCGAUGCAAGCCAACUGACCCAAGUGGCGCCAAUAACUUUUGCUACUCCAAUACAGUUGCAGGAAGGGCAAGUGACUGCAGCGGCGGCUGCAACAGAAAAUAAUGUUGUUGGCCAGUCGGUUUUUUGCUUGCCCAGCCUCAACAGUGGGCCGAUCAGCCCUAUAUCAACUAUUUCUGCCCCAUGCGACUUAACGGGUCUGAUCCAUCCAACAACAUCGCCGCCCAGUCCUCAGAUCAGCGAUUUACUGCCAGAAUCGAGCAGCAGCCCCAGUACAGCCUCGAACCAGAUGGACAGCAGCAAGUGGACACAGAAUACGCUGGAUAUGUGGACACCAGUGGAUCGAAUGUCGCCUUCGGCGCCGACACACCAGUCGCUGCUGGACAUGGAUCUAUCCCAAGUGUCUUCCUAUCUGGAUACGGACCCAAUGUUAUUCAGCUACAGCCAGCGCAUGGAAGAGGACGGGGAAGCUCAGGUUUCAGCGGUUAGCGAUACAGUCGAUGCAUACACUGUUUUGGGCCCCAAUAAUGCGACGACCCCACCAAUUAUUGAACAGAAUAUUCGCCCACGGCACGAACUAUUUGUUACUAAUGCCCAAAAGAAGUUGCCUGCCGGCAAUUUCGAUUUGAACCUAGUGCCACCGAGCAUUAAGAGGCUCUAUCGCUUAAUUUGUACAAAUUACUCCGAUUACUCGUUUCUGUACGCGCUAAGUGCACAAAUCUGUCAGGAUUGCGUUCCAAUGGAAUGCUUCGUUUAUGUCAAAAUGGCAUUACUUGCAAGCCUCAAUUCAUUCGAGCCCGGCGAGUUGCGCGCUCCCAUUUCUUUGUGGGUGAUCGCCAACGACAGCCAUUUGGCGAACAAUUUGCUUCACAAUGUUGGGCAACUAGCACCGCGAUUUAUUGGCCCCCAUGAGGGUGGCCAACAACAACAGCCGUCGGCUUUACCGAGCCGCUACACUUGGCACACUGCUUGCCCUCUGGUAAUGGCUCAACAGGGCGUAUAUUAUAUUGGCGACUGGAAUCGUCUGCAGCGCGAACAAUGCGAGGAACUGGAGAAGUGCAUAGAAAAUGGUGCCGUGCCGCAGCCGACUCUGCAAGCUGAGCAGCCACUGGAGGCGUCCAUCUGGAUGUACUGGCAGCCCGAUGUUUCAACCAAACAGACCGAAGCUCUGGCCAAAUUCUGCCCACUGUUUGGCUUACCAAUUUACAUGGAUGUCGAGGAAGGUGAUAGCUUGUGGGACUUAAUGCUGCGACAGCACAGCUGCGAUGCAUACGAACUGCCACUGGACGAAUUCCAUAUUCCUAGCGAGGACAUGCGCAGUCUGUUCGUCUUGCUGCAUCAGCGCAAGGUUGUGUUCACGACUGAAGCGGAGCGCCUGCUUCAAAAAUAUUAUGUUAUCUCUCGCGUUCAGCACCCAACCAUUUUCAGCAGCAAAACUUUUGUGGUGCUAAAACAAUUUGCCGAAUCUUUUGCCAAACUCUCGCUGCGCCUGCAGGUUCUGGAGACAGAUGUUAUUGUCAGUAUAUUCCUGUGCGAGAACUUUGUGCAGCGCGUCUUUGGUCCGAGCGACAAUGCGCCAUCGUUUGCUGCAGCUUUCAACGUCAUAUCGAAAAUUGAUCCUUACAUGAAUGAGUUUACGCGCUGGUUGCUCGCAUAUUUGGAUUGCAACGGCAAUGAUGAGGACGAUGAUGGCAAAUUGCCAGCAAAACGCGCUCGCGUUUUCACUCUCGACCUAAUAUAAAAUUUACAUUCCUAGAGGCCUUAAACGCUUUAUAUUUUUAAGAGCUUCGGGUAAUAUUUGAAUUCACGGUUGUGAUACAGAUAUGCCAUGCACAUACAAACUCAAAACGUUCCUUUUAAAUAUUAAACAAUCUUGGGCACUUUCACCAAAAUUUUUCGGAAUCAAACAAAAUAUGCUGAACAAUCACAAAUCAAUAUGAAUCGAGUUAACGAUCUAACUAAUAAAUGUUAACGAAAUCAGCAUUCUUAAUAGUUUUAAAUGAUUGAUUUACUUUUCACGCAUAUACAAAUUUAAUAGUCUGUUCAAUCAUUAAUCUUAAAGGUGAACUUUAGUCGUCCAUUGUUUAAAACACAAAACAUGUUAUAUCAAAACGACAAACUGUGAACAUCAAUUUAAUUGUAAGCCAGUCUAUAACUACAUAAAUAAUUAAAUUAUUCCCGUUGCGUCGGCGCCAAAAGCACACUCUGUGGGCUGUGUCUAGUUAUGAAACUUAAUUUGUUAUAGACACUCGAUAAUACUACCUCAGACAUCUUCAAACAGGGAGCAACUUAAAAUAAGUUAGAUGUAGAAAAUCUACACCAAAUAUGCAAAGCAGGAGGAGGAGCUAUACUAAUCUAAAAUGUUUUUAAACCACCUAAAGGAAAAUUGCUGGAUUGCCAGAAAACGAAUAUGAUGCUGUUUUCACAAUCUAUUACAAGUGGGUGCAAAUCCAGUCCAGUUAUUUAAUGAAAAAUGAUGAUUUUUGAAUCAAAUAAAUAUGCAUUUAUUUAUAAUUUUUUUUUACUUUUUGGAAUUAAAACAUUAAUUUUUUUAAA